AUGGACCCCUCCGCCACACGCCCAACCCCCGACGCAGCCUACUACACCACACACCCCUUCGUAAUCUUCAACCCGGACCACAGCCUCACCUGGCUCUCGCGCAUCGGGCCCGAAAACACCUCCUCCCUCCACACCCUCCGCAUCAUGAUCCACGCAGUCUACAACCCCGGUCCCAAUCCCACAUCAACGGGCACGCCUCCCUCAGGCCCCGCAUGGAUCGCGCUCUUCAACUACCUGUCUUACUACGCGACGGGACUGAAGGAGGUGAAGGUCCAUUGGGAUAGUGAUGCGGAGCAUUAUGGUGGUGGUGCGGAUGGGGAGGUGGUUAGGGCUUUGGCGGGAAUUGGGGGACUGGAGCGCUUGGAGUUGGGGGGCUUUUAUUUGGAGACUUGGCCGGGGUAUUUGGAGGAGAAUACGGGGGCGAAGGUUGUGGAGGAGAAGGAGAGGGGGAAGGCGGCUUAUUGGGUGGAGUUGGCGAGGUGGAGGAGGCAUUUUGAGGUGGGUGUUUCUUGA
Molecule: messenger RNA, 513 nt
Organism: Hymenoscyphus albidus
Lineage: Eukaryota; Fungi; Ascomycota; Leotiomycetes; Helotiales; Helotiaceae
Source: the annotation of a GenBank genome assembly